AAAUUAAUUGAUAUUGAUCCUCUUUGGUUCAGAUUCAGGUGCGUGUCUUGAAUAUCUCAGAGUGAGUAAUCCAUCAGUGUAGGAAGCAUGGAUAUUGUCUUCUGUGACAUGCUCUGGGAGUUUCCAUGUCCGGCUAGCGAUCGAUGAUGACCGACUCUCAUUGAUCAAGUAGCUGAAUCCGUUAUCUUUGUCUUCUUCAGCUGGAUGAGUAGCCUUCACAGUUAUUUUAUGGUCAUGUAUUGAUAUAUCCAAUUCCUCCUUCUUGUAUCCUGCAAGGUUCAAUCUUGCUUCAUAUGAAUUUUCAUAUUCUAACAAAUCAAGGCGUGGUUUAGACGUCGAAGGUGCUGUAUUAACGUGUUUUCUUGGUGCAACCUCCUCAAUGAAGAAUUCAAUUGGGAAUUCAAAGUUGCUUGGUUGGUUGUAGAAGAUUGUCAUUGUGUGUUUAAGACUAAGUUAAGUGUGUUUGAGAAGUUGCUUUGUUAGUUUGUUGUUGAUGGUAUACAGUUGAGAUACAACCUCAGCUUAUAUAGUCAUCUACAUUUCCUAGAGACUUCUGGUAGAUUCACCCUCUUCACUUCUCUAGAAUGUGAUAGAAGACUAUCCAACGAUUGGGCUCCAAGUGCAGACUAUACGACCGCUCAAAUACGAAUUAACGUACUCAAAUAAAUUCACAAUUGCUAAUAUCUUCAAUAUUAUGUAAGAAACUCAAUUUUCAGGUAUAACGUCACCUCCUAGAUAUUCGGAGGCUCACAUGAAUGGAAAAUUAACCAGGCGAUUGAAAUCUUGAUUCGGUUUGAAUUCUAGUAUCUCCUUAUAAGCUUUAAUGAUUGAUUCAUAACAAAUUAUUCGUGCAUAUCAGAUCAUAUCACCGAAGUAUCACCGAAGUUUCAACAUUUACAUUUACGUUUGGGAUAAGCGAAUUAACACAUGUAUUGCUCAAUCACUUGACUUAAUACGAUGUAAUACGAUGCUAAAGGGAGAGAAAGUUUGCGUCUUACGUCAUGGCUGCCAAACUAUAAACUGUUGUGUCUUUUCUUUUUCCCCGGAGUUCCGCAAGUACACAAAUUCUUCGCGGUUUGCACUAUAUGGAUGGUCAAUAAAAGUUUGAGCCCCACAAUUUAAUCUACCGGUCCGGAGAAAAAGCUGCCCUGAAUAACAGCAUGAAAGAAUUGCGAUUAUAAAUAGAUGAGGAACUCCGCACUUAAUUAAGCUGAAUAGAACUGUCAACAAAUUUGUUCAAAUAAUGAAUGAAAAACAAGUGAAGCGAUUUCAAGACAUCGGAGAUGGCUCUGAUCAGUCAGGAAAGACUAUCGGCAGCAAUUAUGGUGAUACUCCUAACGAAAUGUAUUUUGAAAAGAAGACAGGAAGUGGUAAGAUAGUAUUAACUGAGGAUGCUGCACCAGAAGUUACAGGAUUUGCAUUCUCUCGGAGGAAAAAAUGGACUAUAUUGACUGUAAUUGUUAUCAUUCAAUUAUCAAUGAACUAUAAUGGAGCUGUUUAUGCUAACAGUGUUAGUGGGAUGUCUGAAAGCUUUAGCAUAUCAGAACAAGCUGCUAGAACAGGGCAAAUGAUACUCCUUAUCACCUAUGCUUUCGGUUGUGAAUUAUGGGCUCCAUGGUCUGAAGAGUUUGGAAGAUGGCCAAUACUUCAGUUGUCUCUCUUUCUUACCAACUGUUGGACUUUAUUACAAUGUCUCGCUCCCAACAUUGGAAGUAUGAUUGUAGGACGUGGUCUUGCCGGUUUAUCAAUGGCUGGCGGUAGCGUAACUUUGGCAAUGGUAGCAGAUAUGUUUUCGGUUGAAGCACAACAAUAUGGAUUGGCUUAUGUUGUUUGGAGUAGUGUAGCAGCUGCCACUUUGGGACCCAUCCUUGGUGGAUUUAUUCGUGUCUUUGCACAACCGGGACCAUCAUGGAGAUGGAUUUUCUGGACCCAGCUGAUAUUUGGUGGAUUUGCACAGCUCUUGCAUUGGUCUAUUCCAGAAACAAGAACAACUAUCUUGCUUGACAGAGAAGCAAAGAGGAGGCGCAAAGAAGCAGCUAAGGAAGGAAAAGAGUUGAACAUUUGGGGACCUUCUGAAGUUUCGGAGGGUAUAUCCGUCAAGGAGGUUCUCACUAUUUGGUACAGACCAUUCGAGAUGUUUGUACGAGAACCAAUUGUACUUUCGUGUUCAAUGUUAUCAGGGUUUAGUGAUAUGCUUAUCUUCAUUUUCUUGGAUUCAUUUACGCCUGUAUUCUCCCAAUGGGGAUUCACACCAUGGCAAACUGGAUUGUGCUUCCUUUCAAUCUUGGUCAGUUACUUCAUUGCAUGGGCAUCUUUCCUUCCCUUUUUCAGAUCAGCGGAGAAGAGGAGGAAACGUGGUUUGUAUGUCUCGCCUGAAGAUCGCCUUUAUUGGCUGUUAUACUUAGCACCGCUUGAGGCUAUUGGACUGUUUGGAUUCGCAUGGACAAGUAUGGGUCCUGACCACAAUCACUGGUUUGGUCCUAUCUUUUUCGCGGCCUUGAUUGGUAUCGCAAAUUAUGCCAUCUAUAUGGCUACGAUUGACUACAUGGUUGCAGCAUAUGGUCCAUAUUCAGCAUCAGCAACAGGUGGAAAUGCCCUCGCGAGAGAUUUCUUGUCUGGUGUCGCAGCGAUGUUUUCAAAUCCAUUCUAUGAGCAUUUCCCAAAGUAUACCUUAGAGUACCCAACAACUAUACUGGCAUGUAUAGCUAUAGCCCUCAUUGUUCCAAUUCACCUCCUUUAUUUCUAUGGACCGGAGGUAAGAAAGAGGAGCAAGUUCGCUCAAUUACUGGCAGGUGAACGUGAAACUACAGACCUUCGUCAUCAAGUUAGAGAUGAAAAAGCGAAUAUAUCAAAGCAUAUAGAAGUAGCUGCUUGAGGAAUACUUUAUUAUUACCGGAUCUACAGCACAUUUAAGUACUAAAUCAAAUAGAUAUCUUUAAGGACUUAUGCCUAUUCUUGUAAUUUCUAGAAUCAAUCAUAUUUAGGUUGACCGCAUAAGUAAAAUGUUGAGGAAAUAUAAAUUCAUUCGUUUUCCCAAAAAUGAUCACGGUGUAAUGGCCGUGAUAUUACGCGUUUUAGGAAUAUUUACUUUCCAACAAAACGGUCAUUAGCAAAUAAUAUAAUAUUAAAUAUGGCAUCCAAUGCGGGUCUAAUCAAGAGUAGUUCUUUUACUUCAUUCGAAAUCCACAAAACCACGCGCAAAUCAGUCAAGAUGUCGUCAUGGCAAACACACCAUAUGAAAUUGAAGCAGCUCGAAGAUGUUAUUAACAGCUAUGCAUCUUUGAAAGAUUUUGCUGAUGCAUUAUCAGCUAAAAUAGCCCAAUUGGAAUACCUCCAAAAUGGUGAAACACGACAAGUCACCACUAUUGAUCUCGGCACAAAGGUGUUCACAAAUCGUAAACGCAAGCACAGUGAUGACUAUCACCACAAUCAGCGCUUGCGUGAUCUUCAAAGAGAUGUUUGGUGGAAAUAAUUAGUCACUCCAGGCAUCAAUGAAGUCGGAAAUUGUAUAUAUGUAUAUU
Messenger RNA from Wallemia mellicola CBS 633.66, 3521 nucleotides. RefSeq names its product MFS general substrate transporter. Gene Ontology annotation, molecular function: transmembrane transporter activity. Bases 1244 to 2875 code for a protein of 543 amino acids. The record is from RefSeq and is a predicted model, not a curated record. The transcript is spliced from 10 exons. Gene Ontology annotation, biological process: transmembrane transport. Lineage: Eukaryota; Fungi; Basidiomycota; Wallemiomycetes; Wallemiales; Wallemiaceae.